Messenger RNA from Melitaea cinxia (Glanville fritillary), 1553 nucleotides. RefSeq names its product facilitated trehalose transporter Tret1-like. The transcript is spliced from 9 exons. Lineage: Eukaryota; Metazoa; Arthropoda; Insecta; Lepidoptera; Nymphalidae. Gene Ontology annotation, cellular component: membrane. Bases 1 to 1503 code for a protein of 500 amino acids. Gene Ontology annotation, molecular function: transmembrane transporter activity. The record is from RefSeq and is a predicted model, not a curated record. Gene Ontology annotation, biological process: transmembrane transport.
AUGGAGAGUGAAAAAUUAAAAAAGUCAGCAUUGUGCUUGCAAUUUCUUGCAACUUUAAUAAUUUCAAAUCUUGUAUGUCUUAUUGGAUUCAUAUAUGCUUGGCCAUCUUACACAUAUGCAAUUCUUAAGUCAAAUGAGACUGUUUUGGAGGCGCCCAUGACUACUGGUGAAUUGUCUGCAGUGGGUAGUUUGACAAAUAUUGGAGCGUUUUUGGCGACACCUUUCUGUGGCUAUGCUCUCGAUAAGCUCGGAAGGAAAUACGCAGCUAUGUUGUUCGGCUUGCCUUUCGUGAUCGCAUGGGGAAUCAUCGCAGUGACCAAGUCUGUAUACUUAGUUAUUUUUGCUGUUGGGAUAGCUGGUCUCGGUGCUGGUGGACAAGUGGUAACCACUGUGUACAUCGCGGAAAUAUGUCACGAUUCUAUCAGAGGUGGCCUGAUAUCGAGCAUUAUAUAUGUAUUCUUCAUAGGACUCUUAAUUUCUUACUCCUUAGGCGGCUACCUCUCUUAUCAUCACGUAGUGUACGUGCAUUUAGCACAAUCGAUUCUGUACAUAGUACUUCUUGCAUUCUUAAAGGAGUCACCAGUUUUCCUAAUGAAACGUGGCAAAGAAGAGGAAGCAGCAGAAGCAAUUUCUUUCUAUCACAGAAUUGAGAUUAAUUCUAAAGAAAUGCAAGUUGAGAUUAGAAAAUUAAAGCUUCAAUUGGAUCCAAAAAUCAUUAAGAUGUUGGAAUCGGGCGGUGAAGAUGCAUCAGCUGAAAAAUUGUUAGAAAAGUCUCCAAGCACCACCGAGAAAGAGGAAGAACAUGUUUUGGAUGUCCUUGUGGAUAUUCCCAACGUGCCUCGGAGAGCACAUAGAGCUCUCAGUCCCGAACGUUCCGAAUCAUCAAGGAAAGCACUAACAACAGUGCUCAUUCUGAUGUCAUUAUCAAUUAUGAUGGGAUCCGUUGCACUUCAAGUUUAUGCUGAACCUUUAUUUAAAGAAGCCGUCCCCACUAUGGAUUCAAAUACAUGUUCGAUUGUAUUAGCUCUGGUUUACUUGAUCGCAUGUGUAAUUGGCGCUAUCUUGGUGGACAAGUUAGGUAGAAAGUCACUAAUGACAGUAACAUGUGCCAUAUGUGGUGUACUGACAGCCCUGUUGGGCUCUCAACUGCAUUUACAUUAUGCACCUCACUGGUUCACCGCAUUUCUAAUGUAUGGAUUUAGCUUUGCGUACAAUGUAGGCGGCGGGAUCGUACCGUAUGUGGUCACUGCUGAAGUAUUCUUACCUGAGGUCCGAGGACUUGGAAACAGUUGCGUAAUGAGUUUUACGUGGUUAUCGAACUUCGUCGUACUCAUCAUCUUCACACCCCUGGUUGAGGCCAUCGGACUCGGAAUGUCCUUCUACUUCUUUUCCGUGAUAUGUUUCUUAACAGCUGUCUAUAGUCACUUCUAUUUGCCGGAAACUAAGGGUCUAUCGGUUGAUGUGAUCCAGAAGCUGUUUCUGAAAGAAAAGAGGACGAACUAAACUAAAGUAAUAGGCUAAUUUGAUUAGGGUGAAUUUAAAGAAAUUUUUUU